This is a messenger RNA of Zasmidium cellare ATCC 36951, 3561 nucleotides long. RefSeq lists its product as uncharacterized. The transcript has a single exon. The record is from RefSeq and is a predicted model, not a curated record. Lineage: Eukaryota; Fungi; Ascomycota; Dothideomycetes; Mycosphaerellales; Mycosphaerellaceae. Bases 1 to 3561 code for a protein of 1186 amino acids.
AUGUCCAGCAAUGACGCCCUCGCCUUGGACGCCCAGCCGACGCUGCGCAACGGAUCUACCGCCGCCGCCGAUGUCUCCUUCGCCAAGUUGAACUCAGAACACCAUGCCGAGUCGGGCUCGCAAGCCGAGUCGAGUCGGUCACGGGAGAGAAAGCCUGGUCUUGCUGAGCGCCUGGCUGGCGAGUGGGAGAAGAGGCACAGUGGGCACGAAUCAUCUACGACUGGCGAUAGGAGCAGCAAUGGCAGCAGCACGCCGCAGAGAUCGAAGAAGUCGGACGGCUUCAUGCUCGACUCCAUCUUUACCAAUGGGCAACACGGCAGCCCCGAACCCACUCGCCGGCAUGGGAAGAAAAGCGAGCCAAAUGGACAUAUUUCGAUCGAUAAAAGAGGGAGUGCGCAACACCGACUUUCUGGCGAGUCGUCACAGCGAAGUUCGCCUCUAUCGAGGGAACUCUCUACCGAUAAGCCUGGUCAUGCAUCGCAGGGUAGUAAUUCCAAUUCAAGGACCCCUGCCAUGGAUCCAGCACAGCUCGUGCAGAUGGCACUCAACCUCAGUGAAAGCAGGAAGAGGCACGUGAGUAGUUCUUUGCCGAUUCCUGUAACCCCCGCUGGAGGCCGACGAGUGGUAUCUGCAUUGGAUUCGGGCUAUGGAACUGUGAAGUCGAGCUCGUCUGGGGGUAAACGAGCCAGCCAUUUAUCAGACGCCACCCCUGGGUCCACUCGAGCGAGCCAUCGCAGCACGGACGAGGACGAGCGUAUGUCUGGAGCUGACAACGUGGUGUACACGUUCACCCCAGCGACCCUAUCUCGGGCGGAAAAGGCUCGCAAGUACUUCGAAUUGGCGAGCGAGCAUAGACGUCUUCUGGAACACUUGCCUCCUUUAAAGAGCGAUGCCACAGCCCCAGAGAACUAUACGUUACAGGCGACCAGCAGCCCAGGAAGUGCCCACUACGAUAUGAAUAGAGUGGUGUCAAACCCGAACCACAAGCGACAGCUGGGACGCACGUACAACCCCUUGCAAGCACUUCGAAAUAGACGCCUACGAAACAGAGAACGACGUCCACUCACGGCGCCUCCAAACACUUGGCAGGAAACAGAUAGGAUUAAACGUUGGAUUGAUGGCGUGGAGGCGACAUCGAAUGAUCCAUCUUAUCGCCCUGGCAGAGAUCGAGUUCGCUUGCCAACGUUCUCUGGCGAACUCGAGGGUGAGGUUGAGCGACCCGAGACUGCAAAGCGCCAUCGCCGUUCCGACACCGUGAACUCGGUCAUCACGCGACCCGACAACGGUUGGUCGAUUGAACCAGCCGAGUUGCUAGCAGACACCUACUGGGUUGAGAAAGGGGAUAACAAGAGUGUCAUUGAAGACAGACAUGGCAAUCGAAUUUUCCCCGGCCGAUCACGACCGAGCGUGGAGAUGCCGCGAGGCAGCAAGGAGUUUGACCAAGGCAACGAUUCCAACGCAGAUCAGCAAAGUCACCACUACGAGUCCGAGGACGAUGAGAAAGUCAGGUCGCGACGAAGAAAUCUGCUUCCUAUCCCUGGCCGACUUCGACGGAAUUAUAUCAGUCGAUCGCCCAGCACAACCAGCAACUCCAGUGACGAAGGGCGAAAGCCUCCUGCAACACGCUUCGGCGAUACUGAAGGUGGCGAUGAGAACAUCGGCCCGCUAGAUAGGCAUAUGCGUAGGAUGAUUGCAAAAGAGGAGAAAGGUGAAUUGACAUCCCCAGAGCUGGUCUCGCCCGAUCAUUGGGAUCACAAGUAUGGCCAAUUCCCAUCCUCGCGUGGUAGCGUCGAUAGGGGACAUCGGGAUUCGCAUCAACCUGCAAACGGCCGCCUGUCUGUUGACAGUCGUGGACACAGACGUUCCAAGUCUGCAGAAGGAAGAGUGGGUGCUGCGGAUCAUGUCAGGCAGUCGAUGGAUCAAGCCACUCAAGAAAGCCCACCGUCACCGGUUGUCGCAGGCUUUGUGCCAGCCAUUGCCCGUUCGCCAUCGCACAACAAACGCCCAUCGCCAACCGAGCAUAAGUCUAAACGGUCCCACCUCCCCAUCUUCCGGUCAAAGAGCAAGGAUCGCAAUAAUGUCGAAAGGACAGACUUUGCGGCCAUAGAACACAUUGGCAAGCCUUUGUCGCCUGUCUUGAGCGCAGACACCACCUCGGAGCAGCCACGGUCAAGCUUUGACUCUGGACGACCGCAGCAAGUGCAACGCAACCAGACAGCAGACAGCAACGCCAGCAGCCUACGGCGGUUCAAUACCGCGACGACAGCUACAGACACCUCUGCUAAAGACUCCAAUGCAUCGUUGCCCCGUCGCUUCUUGAAAGGCGGGCGCAUUGGGGAGCUGAUGCGUACCGAAAGCUCGCGUCUUGGAGAUAAAUUCCGUGGGAGUCGUGAUCGCCUAAAUGAGCCUGGAAUGAUAUCGGACGUUUCUGUAGCUCCCUCCGAGGUUUCAGAGGACGAUGCUGAGCAGCUCGGCAGCAGACGAGGUCGUGGCGAGGACACGCCCGAAAGGCAAGUCAGCCCUCGAGCGUCGUACGAACCGUUGAGGCAGAAGCCCAAGUACUACAUCUCGAAUUUGCCUUCAUUCAAAUCACCCGCGGGCGGCCGUUACCGAAGCUCGACCAUCGAGACACCGAUGUCUGAGGCCAGCGACCCCUUUGCCAAGCAGGACCCCAACCAAGGACAGCAAGCAGGCGCGCGCCCAUACUUGGCCCCACCCAAGAUCAAUCUACCCGACGACGAGGGUAAUUCUGAACCGGAAAUGCGAGACAGCAAGAGGCUACUGGGGGACAACGAGUACGAUCGCCGCAAGUCAGUCUCACAGAACAACGUCUCUUUUGCCCCUGCGCCGGAGAUUCAAGGCCGUAAGCGUGGGGCUUUCGCAGCAGGCGGUCUAUCCAAAACCGAUGGCAGAAGGCACUGGAGCAUAUCUGAUCAAGCACCGCCACCACCGGCAAGUAAAGUCACAAAUCGAGACGUCGCCCGUGUCCGCGCGCUCCUCCUCGCAUCCGGGAUCAAAGCCCAAGAAAUCUACACAAAAGCCAACACAGGCCGCGAAACCCCCCUCCCCGUCAUCGCCAAAGCCUUCGAAACCGCCGGAAAACCUCUCCAGAACGUCAGCAAACGAGAAGAACACCUCUUCGCCACGCGGAUGCUCUCCGAGACGCUCGACACGGAACUCGCCAACUUCGAAAAAGCCGUCCAAGACUUCCAGAUCGAAACGGCCAAGAACCUCGGCGAUCAACUCGACGAUCUCUCCCAUCGAGCGUCGGAGCAGCUGACGAAGAUUGUCAAUGAGACGUCGGACGAAGCGGAUGCGUUUAAUGUUGAGCUGACGACGAAGCAGCCGCAGGAGGUCAAGCGGGUGGACGAUGCGGUGGAUGCGAUGUUCCGUCAGCGGAGGAAGCAGUUUCGAUUGCUGCGGCGAGCGGGGUUCAAGUUGCUCGAGUGGUUGGUGCUGGGGAUUAUGUGGUGGGUGUGGUUUGUGGUGGUGGUGAUUAAUUCGUUCAAGAAGGUGGUUGUGGGGAUUUUGAUGGUUUUGAGGUGGUUGCUUUGGUUUUGA